Molecule: messenger RNA, 1742 nt
Organism: Xylaria bambusicola
Lineage: Eukaryota; Fungi; Ascomycota; Sordariomycetes; Xylariales; Xylariaceae
Product: thymine dioxygenase
Exons: 3
Coding region: 387-1391 (334 amino acids)
Molecular function (GO): dioxygenase activity
Source: RefSeq, a predicted model, not a curated record
ACUCCUCUUAGUCGACGACCUACCUACUGAUAGGUCGGACGAUGUAGCUGUAUCUGCCCCGCCUUGAUGCUUCCCCCUCCCUUUUCGCGUGGCGCUUAUCUUGCUGGUGGGGUUACAACGUGCCAGUAUAAAGCACAUCCAAUGAUCUUGAUUUCUGUUGUGCAGUAUAUUCGAAUAGCUACGUGCCAGUGUCUUUAAAUUUCAGGUCGAGCAGGUUCUGAUACCCCAUACUGUGUCCAUAGAACCGGAAGCGGGAGCCCCUAUUUGAUAUCGUUGACUUUAUUGGUGCAUGAUCUCGAGGCUUACAUAGCUUGUGCGCUUAUCGGAACAAAGCGCCUCGCCUGAAUCUUGAACUGACUCUGUUUAUAUCAUCCUUAUAGACAAGGAUGGAGUCAGCAGCAGUGAAGAGUGAGGGAUUGGUUAUUCCUCUCAUUGACUUCUCUCGAUUCCUUGACGGAACGCCAGAACAGCGAAAGGAGACGGCUCAGGCGAUUCUUCAUGGGUUUCAGACAGCAGGUUUUGUCUACUUGAAGGGGCUUCCCAUCACCUCAGAGUAUCGCAAACAUCUGUUUGGGACUUCGGCCAAGUAUUUCAGGCUACCAAUCGACACGAAAAUGUCGCAUUGCUGGACCACCCCAGAGGCGAACCGUGGCUACUCAGCUCCUGGACGCGAAAAGACUACGACCUUGAAAGAUAUAGAGGAUGUCAAGAAGCUACGCGAUGCCGUCCCAGAUCUCAAGGAAAGCCUGGAGAUCGGCCGCGAAGGCGAAGCAGGACAUCCGAAUCACUGGCCCGUAGAGGAAGGUGAGCUUGUAGGGUUUAAAAAGACAAUGCUGGAGUUCCAUGAGAAAUGCAAGGACUUGCAUAUGGAGGUGAUGCGUGCCAUCGCUGUCGGCUUAGGCAUUGACGAACAUUGGUUCGAUAAUUUCACAGACGUCGGCGACAACACGUUGCGUUUGCUGCACUACCCCGAGGUGAAGAAAGACGCCUUCACGAUCAACCCAGGGCAGGUGCGUGCCGGUGCGCAUAGUGAUUACGGAUCUAUCACGCUGCUCUUCCAGGAUUCGAGAGGUGGCUUGCAGGUGCAGAGUCCAACGGGAGCCUUUGUCGACGCCACACCGAUAGAAGACACCUGUGUGGUGAAUGCGGGCGACCUUCUUGCACGAUGGAGCAACGAUAACAUCAAGAGCACAAUUCAUCGCGUUGUCGAGCCGCCUGCGGGUGACGGCGAUGUCUACCCUGCUCGAUAUAGCAUCGCGUAUUUCUGCAACCCGAACUUCAAGAGCCAUAUUGAGGCCAUUCCGAGCACAUAUAAGACUGAAAAGGACAGGAAGUAUCCGGGAAUCAAUAGUGGAGACUAUCUGGUCCAGAGAUUGGCAGCUACUUAUUAGUCGGGCAAAUUGUCGUCGGUACCACGUUUCUUAGGAGAACUUGAAGGUUUUUGGAUAUCUCUUUGAAGAGUUGUUACCUCCUACUUACUCAAUGAGCGAGCGAGUGAUACUAGGUAAAAACAUGGCUAGAUUCUGGCUGGAGAUGGUCAUCUGGGCAGUUUUCAGUAGGUACAUAUUACAUAUGUGGGUAUCUGUUAGUGUACUUAUAUACUAUGUACCUGUACCUGUUCUACAGUAGGGACCUUUUCAGGGAUCUGCAAUGCGCUACUCGAACGUCAUUAUAGAGGGGCUCGCUAUAACAGACGGUUACCAGGCAUAGAUUGGGUGAUAGCGGGGCUUGUCAAGUAGAUA